Rhineura floridana is the source of this 11638-nucleotide messenger RNA. RefSeq names its product ATM serine/threonine kinase (gene ATM). NCBI's taxonomy places the organism in Eukaryota, Metazoa, Chordata, Lepidosauria, Squamata, Rhineuridae. Bases 219 to 9365 code for a protein of 3048 amino acids. The transcript is spliced from 63 exons. Gene Ontology annotation, biological process: DNA repair. Gene Ontology annotation, molecular function: protein binding; protein serine/threonine kinase activity. The record is from RefSeq and is a predicted model, not a curated record.
GGAAAAGAAGGCGGUGAGGAGGGAGUAGUCCCGCCUCUUUCUUCUCUCUCCAUCUCUCCCGCCCAUUGUAACCCUGAGGCAACGUGGGCGAUGGAUACAGCGCGAGGCUGACGUAGAGUGGAGGAUGGCAUGAGUCGUCGGCUGCUGCGCGCGAAACAGAACCUGCACGGGUGUCUUUCAGGUCCAUACUGUGAGUACAUCCAUAACUGAACGGAGCCAUGAGCUUUGCACUCCAAGACCUGUUGGCUUGUUGCCGCCAGCUUGAAAGUGACAAGGCCACAGAACGAAAGAAGGAAAUUGAGAAGUUCAAGCUUCUCAUCAGAGAUUCUGAAACAAUUCAACAGCUGGAUCGGAAUUCUGAUUCCAGACAUGGCAAACAGAUGACCUGGGAUACUGUGUUCAGGUUUCUGCAGAAAUACAUUCAGAAAGAAACUGAUACUGCCAGAAUUGGAAAGCCAAAUGUGUCUGCAUCAACACAAGCAACAAGACAGAAAAAGAUGCAAGAAACCAGCAGUUUGGUAAAAUAUUUCAUCAGAUGUGCCAAUAAAAGAGCACCCAGGUUGAUAUGUCAAGAGCUUCUGGUUUAUGUCAUGGACAUAGUAAAUGAUCCCUCAAGUUGUGCUAUUUAUGGAGCUGAUUGUAGCAGCAUAUUGCUAAAGGAUAUUCUUACAGUGAGAAAGUAUUGGUGUGCAAUAUCUCCACAACAUUGGUCAGAUCUUCAAAAUAUGUACUUCAAAUUAUUUCUCAAACCUUCUGGAGAUAUUAACAAAGUAUUGGUGGCUAGAAUAAUUUACACACUGACCAGAGGACUCUGCUUUCAAACUGAUGGGUUAAAUUCUAAUAUUUUAAACUUCUUCUCAAAAGCUGUGCUGUUAGCAAGGCAAGAAAAAACCCUCGCAGGCCUCGAUCAUAUUUUUGCAGCCGUUAAUGUAUAUUUGAGUGUAUUUGCAGCUAACUACCGUAUGCGGGUUUGUAAGCUAGGCGAGGAAACUCUGCCAACUGUGCUGUACAUAUGGGGACAGCGUAAACCAAAAGAUUUUCUAAUGGAGCAGAUUAUUCAACUAGUUCAGCUGCAGGUUCGUGUUCAUCAUCCAAAUGCAGCUAACACCCAAGAAAAAGGAAUAUGCGACUCGGCAAAAUGGCAAAGAAUUGUAUACGAUCUGUAUGAACUAUUAGUAAAUGAAAUAAACCUCAUAGGCAACAGAAGAAAAUUUUCUUCAGGUGUACGUAAUUUUGCUUUGAAGGAAAACCUGGUUGAGUUAAUGGCUGAUACUUGCCAUCAGAUCUUUACUGAAGACACCAGAGUCCUGGAGAUAACCCAGUCACCUACUGUUACACAGAGAGAUUGUGGAGAUGGAGAAGGGCCAUCCAAACGUAGGAAAAUUGAAUUGGGUUGGGAAGUGGUUUGGAACAACCUGCAAAGUUCACAGAAUGACAUACCUUGGCUGCAGAUUACAACCAGAUUGAUAUCAAAGUACCCUAUGAGCCUGCCUCACCAUGAACUUCCUCACUUGCUCAGUAUACUUUACCAACUACUAUCACAGCAGCGUCGAAGAGAACGGAUGCAUUAUGUGUUAAGGUGUCUUAAAGAGGUUGCACAGUGUCAAACACAACAAAUAAAUCUGAAACACAUACAGAAGUCAGAGCUGCAGCGAAUGUGGUCAAAAGUUUGGUCUCUUGUGAUUCGUAGUUUAAGUCUUCAGCAAACCGAAGCAGAAAGCUUUGGGUUACUUGGCAUCAUUAUUCAAGGAAACUUAAUAGCGAUGAACAGUGAAAUUUGGAAUGUAUUUUCAGGAUCUACAUGCAAACCUUCAAGUUCUGCAGCACAGUGCUUGGCAUUAGUAAUGAGAACUUUGGAAGUGCCAGAAACUGGGGCAGUACACAAUAAUUGGGAAGGAAGUGCAACUUACACAUUAAAAGAAGCAAUAAUGAAGUGGCUUCUGUUCUGCCAUGUGGAGGAAGAUAUGGAAAACAAUGUGGAGCUAUUUCCCAUCCUACGCAGCGAUGUUCCUAAACUCGAGUUGCAGAAAAUCCUUGUUAGUCUGACUAUGAAAAAUAGUAGAGCAGCAAUGGAAUUUUUCCACAAUGCUUCAGAAUGUGUGCAACAUGCCCAAGAUACAGAAGAAGCCACUCUGUCAGAAAUGGAAGCAUUCUAUGUGCAAACAACUUUUGAUGAAAUAGACAUUUUUACAAGCAUGGCCAAUGAUAUAUCUGAAAAUAAACUGUCUGGUUCCAGAUUAAUGGUUAAUCAGAAGCUUAGAGAAGCCCUAGAACAUAACCUCUUGGAGCUAUCCGAACGACUUCUUAGUAGCUUUUCACAUGAAGCUACACCCACAGAAAUCCUAGUACUGGUACGUUGUGCCAGUCUCCUGACUGGUGUUCUUGGCUGUUAUUGCUAUGCUGGCAUACUGACAGUAGAAGAAGCAUGUAAAUCAAAGCUUUUUCAUAAAGCCAAGUCUCUUAUUCAUUAUGCAGGAGAAAGCAUUUCUCAGUCUAAAAGGAAACUAAAUGAAGAUUCUAGCAUUGUUUCGUUAAGGACUUUAAUAGGACAAUGUAUUAGUUGCUCAUGUAACUGUAACCAGAACAGCACAAGAAAGAUCCUGUCUGGAAUUUUCUUGCUUUUGCUAACAUCAAAGCUGAUGAAUGAUCUUGCAGAUAUUUGUAAACAUCUGAUGGUUUUUACUGGGAAGGCAAGUGAAGCUGGAGAAGUGGAUUUAAUGGAAGAUGAUCCAGAAGAGAAGAGAACAGAAGGAGAAAACCGGACCAACUUGGAUGAUAGCGAUUUAAAUGAGGGUGGAGAGUUGCAAACUUUGACAGGUGCCAUAAGCCCAUUAUCAGAAGAACAUCUGACUAAGCAGGACUUGCUGCUCCUUGAUAUUUUAAAGUUCUUGUGUGUAGCUGUCACAACAGUCCCAGUACAAACAGUUUGCUUUAGAGCAUCUGAAAUUUGGAGGAAACUCUUGAUGCUAAUUGAGGAAAACACAUUUGAUUAUAUGAAGCCACUGCAUCUGCAUGUGUACUUAGUCUUGUUGAAGGAGCUCCCAAGUGAAGAAAAUCCCUUGCCAGAAGACCACAUUGUCUCACUUCUCAAGCCCCUUUCGGAUAUAUGUUCCUUUUAUCGUCGAGAUCAAGAGGUUUGCUCAGCAAUUCUACAUAAUCUCCUUCCUAUGGUGACCACUUUGGGUACUGCCAGAACAAAUACUGAAGAUUUAAGUGAAGCCCAGGGCCAGCUUUUAACUGUUGUUGGAGCGUUUUGGCACUUAGCAAAUGAAGGAAAAUGUACAGCUCCAGUAAGAAUUGCCUUAGUGAAUUGUAUGAAAGCCUUACUUCAGGCUGAUCCUCAUUCAAAGUGGGCCGUGCUUAAUGUUAAACAUGAAACUCUACCUGUGAGUGAUGCUUUCCCCCACUUCCUUGCAGAUAGCAGUUUUCAAGUUUGUAUGAUUGCAGCUAAAUCAAUAACCAGUUUAUUUCAAGAUGUGAAAAUGAGAGAUUCUCCUGGCUUACUGAAAGCUCUUCCAUUGAAGCUCCAGCAAAGGGCUUUUGAGAACCUGUACAUCAAAGUUCAAGAAGGAACAAAGAAACUGGCUGUUGGAACUGGGAACCAAGAGAAUCUUCCUGAUGAAGAGUAUAAUAGAAAAUUAGUUCUCCUCAUGUUAAUAACUGUGGUUUUACGCUGCAGUCCUGUGUGUGAAAAACAAGCAUUGUUUGCAAUUUUCCAGUGUGUAAAAGAGAAUGGAUUAGAGCCUCACCUUGUAAGGAAGGUAUUGCAAAGAAUCCCUGGCACUUUUGGAUAUAGGAGUGUAGAAGAUUUCAUGAAUACACACUUAGAUUAUCUUGUUCUAGAAUGGCUGAAUUGCAGCUACAGCCUCUCUGUUUUUCCAUAUAUGUUACUGAAUUACCAUACGUUGGACGAGUUCUACAGGUCUUGUUACAAAGUUUUGAUUCCACAACUGGUUGUCAGAGAUCAGUUUGACGAGGUGAAAUCCAUUGCUAACAAGAUUAAUAAAGAGGAGCGGCCACUUCUAGCACAUUGUUUCCCCAAAAUUCUUGUCAACAUUCUCCCUUAUUUUGCCGACCAAAACCAUGAAGAUGGUGACAUUGCCCAAAAGAGAGAGACAGCGCACAAAGUCUAUGACAGGCUGAAAGAUGAAAACUGCUUAGGAAAACAGCUGAUCGACAAUUUAUUUCAUGGUAAUUUACCAGAGAUUGUGGUGGAGAUGCUGAUGACCUUACAUGAGCCAGCCCAUAUCAAGGCAGGAGAAGAUGUUGAUUUAACAAGAUUUGCGGGAGAUCCGGAUCCCACUCCUAAUCCUCCGCAUUUUCCAUCAUAUGUCAUCAAAGCAACAUUGGAUUACAUCAGCAGUUGCCAUAAAACUAAGUCAAAAGGUCUUGUAGCAAUUCUUUCCAAGAACCCUGAGUCAUUCCAAAAAAUCUUACUUGCCAUAUGUAAGCAAGCAUCUGAAACAAGUAAUAUUUACAAAAGACAUAGAAUUCUUAUGAUAUAUCAUUUUUUUGUUAGUUUAUUACUGAAAGAAAUAAAGGAUGGCUUAGGAGGAGCAUGGGCUUUUGUACUUCGGGAUGUGAUUUAUACUAUGAUUCAUCACAUCAGCAACAGGUACACACUUCUCAAAGGGGUAUCACUCCGGAGCUUCUUGCUGUGUUGUGACCUUCUGAAUCGUAUUUGCCGCACAGCAGUCAAAUAUUGUGGAGAUGCCCUAGGGAGUCACCUCCAUGUUAUUGUGGGUACGCUAAUACCUGCAUUUGGAGAACAACCUGAAAUCCAAGAAGAAGUCUUGGGCUUAUUGAGGUAUCUAGUGGUAGACAAUAAGGACAAUGAGAAUCUGUACCAAGCAAUCAAACAUCUAGAUCCUUUCCCAGAUCAUCCUGCUUUCAAGGAACUACGUGCUACUCAGCAAAAAAUAAAAUACAGUAGAGGUGGAUACUCUCUUUUGGAGGAAAUUAACCAUUUCCUAUCCAUAAAUAUAUCUGAUUCGCUAUUAUUAACACGACUUGAAGGUUUAAAUGAUUUGCGUAAACAACUGAAAGAGCAUAAAGAGGAAAUGAAGGAACUUGUGAAAGAAUUUCACGAAAACCCAAAGGACUGUGUAAUAGUGAAGCUGAUAGCGUGUUUCUUACAACUUUCAAAAGCGGCUGUUAACUCUAUUGACAGAGUCUUAGAGGCAGUUGGAAGUUGUUUGGGAGAGAUUGGUCCUAUCAAUUUUUCUACCACAGCAUUACAGCAUAGUAAGAGUACAUCCUGCUUAAAUGCAGUUGAUCUGUUUGAAGACCGAGAACUUCAGUGGGUCUUCAUAAUGUUAACUCUAAUAAAUAAUGCUUUAAUAGAUCAAUGUAUUGAAGUUCGAUCAGCUGCUGCUACUUGUUUGAAAAACAUUCUAGCCACCCAAACUGGACAUCGAUUUUGGGAGAUUUACAAAAGCAAGGCAGAUCCCAUGCUGAUAUACCUUCAUCCUUUCAGAGUGUCUAAGAAAAAGUUCUUGGAAGUGCCUGAAAAAGCAAGCGAGACUCCUUCAGAAGAUCUGGAUACUGUAAAUUUGUGGAUUCCUCAGAGCGAAAGCCAUGAUGUUUGGAUUAAGACCUUGACUUGUGCAUUAUUGGACAGUGGAAGGGUAAAAAAUGAAAUCCUUCUCUUACUGAGGCCCCUGUGUGAGGUUCAAACAGUUUUUUGUGAGACUGUCCUUCCAUAUUUGAUUCAUGAUAUUCUCCUUCACGACUCAAAUGAAUCUGGACAAACUCUUUUAUCAACACAUGUUCAGAUGUUUUUUACCACCUGUUGCAAAUAUGCACUGUCUCCCAGUAGGCCAUCUACGCCUGCAAAUUCAGAUCCAGAUUCAGAAACCCUUGUUCAUAGAAGUUUGGAUAAAAUAUCUCGACGGACAAUGCUUGCUGUGGUUGACUACUUACGGCGGCAAAAGAGGAAUCCUUCAAGUACAGUCUUUAGUGACAGCUUUUGGCUGGAACUCAACUAUCUUCAGGUUGCCAUGGCAGCUCAGUCUUGUGCUGCUCACUUUACUGCUUUGCUGUACACAGAAAUCUACGCAGACAAGAUAAACUUAGACAAACAACAGGAGAGUUCUACUUGCAUAUCAGCUAAGCAGCUAACAUUUGAGGAAGAAAGUCAGAAUUUAACACUAACUUGUUUGAGCAGGAAGAGCAAAGAAGAAACAGGAAUAAGUUUGCAGGACCUUCUCAUGGAAAUAUACAGAAGCAUAGGAGAACCAGAUAGUCUUUAUGGCUGUGGUGGAGGAAGAAUGCUGCAGCCAUUAGCUAGGAUAAGAACAUAUGAGCAUGAAGCAGUAUGGGGGAAAGCCCUAGUAACGUAUGAUCUUGAAAUGAGCCUUCCACCAUCAGUUCGACAGGCGGGAAUAAUACAGGCCUUGCAGAAUUUUGGGCUGUGUGACACACUCUCCAUCUACUUAAAAGGACUGGAACAAGAGAAUAAAGAAUGCUGUGUGGAAUUACAAGAGAUUCGUUAUCAGGCAGCUUGGAGGAAUAUGCAAUGGGAUCAGAUCUCUUCUGUCAAAGGUGAACUGGGAGGACAAGGCUACCAUGAAUCAUUGUAUGAUGCUCUGCAGUGUUUAAGGGACAAUGAAUUCUCUACUUUUUACGAAAGACUGAAUUGUGCCAGAGUCAAGGAAGUAGAAGAGCUGUCUAAAGGUAGCCUUGAGUCUGUAUAUUCAUUGCUACCUAUACUCUGCAGACUGCAGAUCAUUGGAGAGUUGGAAUGCAUAGGACAACUUUUCUCUGGAUCUGUUAGUAACAGUCAACUGAAUUGUGUGUACCUGAAGUGGCAUAAACAGUCGCAGCUUCUCCAAGACAGUGAUUUUAGUUUUCAGGAACCUAUCAUGGCUAUGCGCACAGUAAUAUUGAAGAUCCUGCUGGAGAAGGAAAAUGAGAAUGCCAAAAGGGAGUGCAUUAAAGAUAUUCUCACAAAACACCUAGUGGAUCUGUCCAGAUUGGCUCGAGUGGCGAAAAACACACAGCUUCCGGAAAGAGCAAUGUUCCAAAUUAAACACUGCUUAAGUAGACCAACUAGACACGGGGUAUGUGAUUGGCAGCUGGAGGAAGCUCAGGUGUUCUGGGCUAAAAAGGAAGAAAGCUUGGCACUGAGUAUUCUAAAGGAGAUGAUCAAGAAACUGAAUGAAGUUUACAUGGUUGAGGAAGACCCAAGCCUGAGACUGAUUUACACAGAAUGUCUGCGGUUAUGUGGAAGCUGGUUAGCAGAGACUUGUUUAGAAAAUCCUACAAUCAUUAUGCAGAAUUACUUGGAAAAGGCUGUAAAAGUUGUUGGGAACCAAAAUGAUGAUAGUGGUGAUGAACUAAAGAGUGGAAAGAUGAAGGCUUUUCUGUCUCUAGCUCGUUUUUCGGAUACUCAGUAUCAAAGAAUUGAGAACUAUAUGAAAUCAUCAGAGUUUGAAAAUAAGCAAACAUUGUUGAGGAAGGCUAAGGAGGAAGUUGGCCUUCUAAGGGAACAUAAGUUUCAGACAAACAGAUACACAGUCAAAGUUCAACGGGAGCUACUACUUGAUGAAUGUGCAAUUCGUGCACUGGGAGAGGAUCGUAAACGUUUCUUAUGCAAAGCUGUUGAGAACUACAUCAGCUGUUUACUGAGCGGGGAAGAGCAUGACAUGUGGAUCUUUCGGCUCUGUUCUCUCUGGCUUGAGAACUCGGGAGUUUCUGAAGUCAAUAUAAUGAUUCAGGAGGAGGCAAAGAAAAUUCCAUCCUACAAAUUCUUGCCACUGAUGUAUCAAUUGGCUGCUCGAAUGGGAACCAAGAUGAUAGGAUUUCAACAGAUUCUGAAUAAUCUUAUAGCUAGAAUUUCUCUAGACCAUCCACAUCACACUUUGUUUAUAAUCUUGGCACUGGCAAAUGCCAACAAGGACGAAUUCCUGAUGAAGCCAGAAGCAGCAAGAAGAAGCAGGCUAACUAAAAACACUCCAAAAGAAACUUCUCCACUUGACAGGGAUCGAAUGGAGGCUGCUAGUAAUAUAGUUAACAUUAUCAAGCACAAAAAACCUGCUCUGGUGGUAAAUGUUGAAGCCCUUUGUGAUGCUUAUAUCACUUUAGCAAACAUGGAUGCGAGUCCUUGCAAAUCACAGAAAAGAGGCAUAAAUAUCCCUUCUGAUCAACCUAUUACUAAGCUAAAGAAUCUAGAAGACGUUGUUGUACCCACCAUGGAAAUUAAGGUGGAUCCAAGUGGGAAUUAUGAAAAUUUGGUUACAAUAAGGUCAUUCAAGCCAGAAUUUCGCUUAGCAGGAGGUCUUAAUCUACCAAAAAUAAUAGAUUGUGUGGGAUCAGAUGGAAAAGAGAGGAGGCAACUUGUCAAGGGCCGUGAUGAUCUGAGACAGGAUGCUGUCAUGCAACAGGUUUUCCAGAUGUGCAAUACUCUGCUCCAGCAAAAUACUGAAACCAGAAAGAGAAAAUUGACUAUCCGCAGAUACAAGGUGGUUCCCCUCUCACAGAGAAGCGGUGUCCUAGAGUGGUGUACAGGAACGAUUCCUCUGGGUGAUUUCCUCAUAAAUACUGACAAUAGUGCUCAUAAACGAUACAGGCCAAUGGACUAUAGUAACUCAGACUGCCAAAGGAAAAUGAUGGAUGCACAAAAGAAAAAUUUUGAAGAGAAAUAUGACAUCUUCAUGGAUGUAUGCCAGAAUUUUCAGCCAGUAUUUCGCUAUUUCUGCAUGGAAAAUUUUUUUGAUCCAGCAGUGUGGUUUGAGAAGCGGUUGGCAUAUACUCGCAGUGUUGCCACUUCAUCAAUAGUUGGCUACAUACUUGGCCUUGGAGACAGACAUGUGCAGAAUAUUCUGUUAGACGAACAAAGUGCAGAACUCGUGCACAUCGAUCUAGGUGUUGCUUUUGAGCAGGGCAAAAUCCUUCCUACUCCAGAGACUGUACCUUUCAGGUUAACAAGAGAUAUAGUGGAUGGAAUGGGCAUCACUGGUGUUGAGGGAGUCUUCAGGAGAUGCUGUGAAAAAACUAUGGCGGUUAUGAGAAAUUCUCAAGAAGCUUUGCUUACUAUUGUAGAGGUGCUUCUCUAUGAUCCUCUUUUUGACUGGACCAUGAAUCCUUUAAAAGCUUUGUAUUUGCAGCAAAGGCCAGAAGAUGAGGCCGACAUGAGCUCCAGCCUCAAUGCUGCUGAUCAGGGAUGUAACAAAAAAGCAAAUGGUGAUAACCAGAUUUUUAAUAAAGUGGCAGAGCGAGUCCUCAUGCGACUUCAGGAGAAACUUAAAGGUGUGGAAGAGGGAACAGUGCUCAGCGUGGGAGGUCAAGUGAACCUCCUCAUACAACAAGCCAUGGACCCAAAGAAUCUCAGCCGCCUUUAUCCAGGGUGGAAAGCAUGGGUGUGAAAAUAUGUAGUUGGUUUUAAUAAGUAAAAAGUGAACAGGUUUCAUUUUGGAAGGAAAUGCCCAGCAUUUCAUAUUUUAAAGGGUUCCUGAUGAAAAUACAGGUGUAAAAAUGUUAAUUUGAAAAGUGUUGAGCCAGUAGAGUUCUGUGUUUGAAUAUUUGCCCAUAGUCAAUCAUGGGUAGGGGUUGGGAGGGAUUUGUUUUUCACUUGGAUUGGGCACAUGGUUUGAUACGUCCUGAAUUCAGAAAAAAAGGGAAACCAAGACGACAAUUGUUCCUAUACUAUGCUUUUACAAAAGGGAAAUGCCAAUUAUGCCUUUUCAUAACCCUCACUUAUUUUACAGCUCAGGAAUGUUGCUACUAUAAGUAUUCCUUUGUUAGAAGUACAAUGAUCAGAACCUAGCUUCAAAACAGAUACUGGACUAUGCACAGUGGUUGACUUUUCUUGCUGCUAUGUAAAGUACUUCACCCAGAAGCCACCAUCAAGACUAGUGCGAGUACGGUAUGGCUAUAACUCUGCACCACCAUGUGUAGUAAUGAUAACUAUGCAUCCUAGAUAACUAUGCAACACAUAGAAAGCUCUGAUUUGUGGAAUGUGGAAGGUGCACAUAAAGUUGUCCUUUGCUUUAAGCCUGGAGCCAAGAAACUGAAAUGUUACCCUUUAAACACGAGACUUAAAACUGACAAUGUAGUACAUGGCCCAAAAGGAGGCUCCAUUUCAAACCUGAGAGGAAAAAUACGCAGAAGGAUUUAAAUUAUACGUACAAUGCAAAUUAUGGCUGCAGUUAUUUGGCUUAAGAAAGCAGAUAUAAUAUAUUCAUUGUAAUAAUGUGGGUGACCUUUUGCUGCUUUAUAAAUGCUGACCUAUCCUUUUAAAAAACUGUAAAGUUCAAAUGGAAAUUUUAGUAUAAGCUAGCAAUAUCUUACCUUGUGCAAACUAUACUUUAAACGUGUUCUCUAUCAUGGAAGUAGUGGCCUUAUAUAACAUUUCAUUUUUUAAAAAAACUUGAUUCAUUUCAAAGAUUCAGAUUGCUCUCUUUCCCGUGCCAGUUAUGCAGUCUGUAAAAGGAAACACUAAAGGGGCACUAUAAAUUAAUAUGAACUUACUAAGUAAGUUAAAAAUAUGAAACUAUAGAUUUAUUUUUAUAUUGUGAUAGUUUCUGGAACUUUUAUGUGGUGUUAACAUGGAAGGAAUAUGUUUGUUCAUGUGCUUGUUAUUCUGUACUAUUUGUAUACUGUAGAGUAUUGCUACACUAUAAAAUUGGUAGUAUCAUCUACUACAUCUUGACAGAUAUCUAUAUCUGAUCUACUGUGGAGCUUAAAUGCUAGUAACAGACACUCUUGCAUAUGCAAUAAAGUUAUGCUCUUUGGGACAAGCAUUUGUCUCCAUCGUUUACAGUUUGGCACCUGCAUGGAAAAAAUUACUCCUCCACCCCCCAACACACACUGACAACACAUGAAGACAAAAAUAAGCUCAGUCACUUUGAACAGGACUUCUCUAUUCCCUACCCCAAAACACUCAAAACAGCAACCAAUUUAUGUACUUUGUCCAAAUAGCAUCAACCAGGCUUCUCAUUUAAGCUGGAGCCUGUAAAACAACCCAAAAACUUAGGUGAAUGAGGAAUUGCUCACCAACUCAGGAUGGCUCUGCUCCAUUAUCUAACACUUCACCAUUUACUGCUCUGGUAAUAUCUAGACACACAAAAUCGUGCACAGGAGCUCACAACUGAGAUUUCUAUAAGGAACGAAUAUUAACUUUGUACCCUUGCAAUUAAAUUUUCAAAUUUCAUGUUACCAUCACCUACAUUAAGUCUGAUUAAGAACAGCCGUUGCCGUGAUCAUAUCACUCCGGUGUUAGUAGAUCUACACUGGCUACCAGUUGCUUACCGAGCCCAAUUCAAGGUGUUGGUGUUGACCUUUAAUGCCCUAUACGGUUUCGGCCCAGUUUAUCUGAAGGAGCGCCUCCAGCAUCAUCAGUUAUGCCACCUGACGAGAUCAGCCACACAAGACCUUCUCUCAGUCCCGCCAGUUAAAACUGCUAGACUGGUGCGGACCAGAGAGAGAGCAUUUUCAAUUGUAGCUCCCACCCUCUGGAAUUCCUGCCUUCUGACCUUCGCCAUGCCCCCUCCCUGAUGGGGUUCCGCCGGGCCUUGAAGACCUGGCUAUUCAGGCAGGCUUACAGGAUCUCUGGAGUGGAUUAAUUUUUAUGCUGCUAUUAACUGGAAAGGGUUUUUUUAGAUUACUCAUUGAUUGUGGUUUUAUAUUGUAUUUUAUU